AUGAUAGACUUCAACACACACAAUUUUAUCUUGUAUACUUCUUUACAACUCCUUCUCUUUCUUUCUUUCUUUCUUUCUUUCUUUCUUUCUUUCUUUCUUUCUUUCUCUCUCGGCUUUUUUCUGCGUGUAGUAUUUUUCUUCUUCAUAUUUAUUCUUUGCCUUCAUGGCUUUAACUCUCUUUUACUUAUUCCCUCAAUUCCUCCCUUUUUUUUCCUCUUUCUAUUUUAUAUUAACACUGGUCCCCCUCUUGUCACCUUUAAUGUUCUAUUCAAAUCUUUCCUUGUUUUUUUUUUGUUUGUUUUUUUUUCCUCGUACUUUUCUUCUUUUUCCUUCCUGAACAAUUUUUUUUAUUUAUUUCUUUAUUGUUUACACUUUGUUUAUUUAAAAUGUUUCGUUUUUUGGGGGGGCAUAGAAUUCCUUUUUUUUUUUCCUCCCUUUCUCCCCCUCUGCCUUUAUUCAAUCCCCGUCUCCCUCUUUCAUCUUUCUUUUUCAUUACCUUUUUCAUUCUUUCUUUCAAUUUAUUCUCUCAUUCGAAUCUUCAUGAAAACAUGGGCCCAACGCGGUAAAAAAAGAGGAAGGGGUGGCAACGAAUCACAACGACGUAGUGUGCUCCAAAAACCACUGAUACCUGCUCAAGAAUAUUUUAGAUAUUCUUUCAUUCCCUUAUCCCCCACCUUUCCCUAUCCACAGAGAUCUUUUUCUUUCUUUCUUUCCCUUACUCUCAUUCCCUUGCUCUCUCUCUCUCUCUCUCUCUCUCGUUCGUUUUGCUCGAUUUCUUCCACACCCAGCCUUAUAACUCUUCUUUUUUAA
Messenger RNA from Acanthosepion pharaonis, 810 nucleotides. NCBI's taxonomy places the organism in Eukaryota, Metazoa, Mollusca, Cephalopoda, Sepiida, Sepiidae. The record is from the annotation of a GenBank genome assembly.